AUGCUCCAGGUAGGGUCCAAGGCAAUGUUGAACAGGCGAGCGUUUAGCGACGUGUUGCCGGAUCCACCACGCAGCUCGCGGCGCAAGGAGGAGGCUCGACAGGUGGAGUUCGUGCGGAUCGGCCAGGCGCUCAAGCUAGACACCAUCGUCAAAGGGGACGCGCCCACCAGUCUGGCCACCACGGGCCUGUUCAAGCGGGCGCCCUGGGAACCGCAGUGCUUUUACCCUGACUUUGGCCAUGACAUCGUGUGCGGUGACUCGUGGGCCGACAACCGGCUGAUCAUCAGCACCGACAACAGCGGCGUGUUCGUAAUCGAAGACGGAGUGUCUCAGAGACAAAUCUUCGACAAGACCAUACAAGCCAAUCAGUUGAACGUCGUGGAAGCCCACGGUAUUCUUUUGUUCAGGACCGAAAAAGGACGCGACAGUAAGAUAUACGUGUUCAGACUGUCUGAGUUCGAUGCGGACAUGCAGACGGAAGUAAAAAGCAAACCGGACCUCAAAGACCAUAAACUAGAACGCACGAGGGGCUGCAGUAUGUACGCGAUUAGUAARCCCGGAGGUUCGAGGCUCAAAAUGGAAUUCCAAAUCGCCGAACAGCCGUCGAUCAUCACGUUGAUUGAGUCAGCCGUCGGUGCCAACUCGGACACGUGCAGUAUAUGCGUCGGAUACAAACAUCAGUUUGACAUCAUCACCGACGGAUCGGGCACCGCCCGCCGGUUGUUCGCCGUCCAAGAGGGUACCAAAGCUCACCUGGUGUCGGCCACCGAUCUCUACGAGGACGAAGAGCCCGAGUUGCUGUUGUGCUAUAACAACACUUGUCAUUUUCAAAAACUCAGCGAGACGAAAAAUACGACCGAAUUUGAUUUCCAUUGGAAUUCCAUUCCGAAAGACAUAGUGUGUUCUUUCCCGUAUAUCAUAGCAUUUACCACGGAUACAAUGGAAAUCAGACUUAUAAUCAAUGGCAAUCUAGUUCAGACAAUGGCUAUGCCAAAACUAAAAUUAAUUUGUUCCAAGAACGACAUAUAUUUUGCUACUACUGCUCCAGAAUUUUUCCACGGGAAAAUGGAGAGACUCCAAAUGGACCAACAGAAAGCAGAACGAGAAAGCAUGUCACCACCUGCUUCGCCACAUUUGUCUCCGGAAACUAAACCAUUGCGCCUGUACCGGAUACCUUUGAACGCGCUCACCGGCGUGGUCGGCCCGUACGACCGAAAAUGCGUCAACGAGGCCGACGACUCGAACGAGAACAAGACCGUCGAGAACCUCAAACUGUCGGAUAGCAAGUCCAGGACGUCGGCGAGCAGGAGUUGCACAGCUUCGCCGACAAUAGGUCUGAACGCGACUAAUCUGCUGCUGCACAAGACAUGAACGUUCCGACGUUUGUUACAAUCACAAUAUAAAUACAAAAAUACUUUAACGCGUAAUUGCAUGAUAUUUUCAAAACAAAUUAUUAUUACCGAGCAUCACUAUAUCGGUGGCAUAUUCGAGCGGCAAUCUGCCACCUUCAUUUACCAGUCAUGGUUGACCCGCAGACCACCGGCGGUACAUUUUUUUUUUCAUUUAAUUAAAAAAAAAAAUUAUUUCCAUUCCCGACGCCUGUGCGAAACCGCAUUCACUUAUAUAAUAUUAUAAACAUUUUUAUACUACCAUCGCGGAGGAGGAGUGCGUCAUAUCAUUAUGCGAUKCAAAUGCACAAUAAGUACAUUCGUAUGCCAAAACCGCUUGGAUACACUACCUACUAUACAGUCUUUUAAACUAUUUUUGUUAUUAUAAUAAUAACUAUCAUUAUUAUUAACUGUAUAUUAUAUUA
Molecule: messenger RNA, 1813 nt
Organism: Diuraphis noxia (Russian wheat aphid)
Lineage: Eukaryota; Metazoa; Arthropoda; Insecta; Hemiptera; Aphididae
Product: GTPase-activating Rap/Ran-GAP domain-like protein 3
Biological process (GO): regulation of small GTPase mediated signal transduction
Molecular function (GO): GTPase activator activity
Source: RefSeq, a predicted model, not a curated record